Messenger RNA from Pocillopora damicornis (cauliflower coral), 1191 nucleotides. RefSeq names its product axoneme-associated protein mst101(2)-like. NCBI's taxonomy places the organism in Eukaryota, Metazoa, Cnidaria, Anthozoa, Scleractinia, Pocilloporidae. The record is from RefSeq and is a predicted model, not a curated record.
UGAUGGGUUUGUAAGAGAUGGCUGUGAGGGGUUUGCAAGAGAGGGGUGUAAGAGGUCUGCAAGAGAGGGCUGUAAGAGAGUCUGCAAGAGAUAGCUGUAAGGGGUAUGUGAGAGACAGCUGUGAGGGAUUUGUAAUAGAAGGCUGUGAGGGGUCUGAAAGAGAGGGCUGUAAGAGGUCUGUAAGAGAGGGCUGUGAGGGGUGUGCAAGAGAGGGCUGUAAGGGAUCUGCAAGAGAUGGCUGUAAGGUGUUUGUAAGAGAAGGCUGUGAGGGGUCUGUAAGAGAUGGCUGUAAGGGGUCUGCAACAGAGGGUUGUAAGAGGUCAGCAAGAGACAGCUGUAAGGGGUCUGCAAGAGACGACUGUGAGGGUUCUGCAAGAGAGGGCUGUGAAGGGUCUGUACGAGAUGGUUGUGGGGGGUCUCCAGAGAAGGCUGUGAGGGGUCUGCAUGAGAGGGCUGUGAGGGUUUGCAAGAGAUGGCUGUGGGGGGUCUUUCAGAGAAGGCUGUGAGGGUCUGUAAGAGACGAAUGUAAGGGGUCUUUAAUUAAGAGAGGCCUGUGAGGGGUCUGUAAGAGAGGGCUGUGAGGUGUCUGUCAGAGAAGGAUGUGAGGUAUCUGUCAGAGAAGGCUGUGAGGGGUUGUAGCCUGCUUUUCUUGAUACCUUAGUGUUAAAGGGUUGAAAGGGUUUAAAGUAUAUCUCAAAUUUAAUUGGUUCAUAACCAUUACUUAAAAUAAGAGAACCUCAAGGACUACAUGUCAGACGUAUUUUAGGUAAGGUUAGUCAGCAAGUGUUUCACAAGCCACUCAAAUGGUGGGACAAUAGUUAAUCUAUAACAUCAGCUGAUAAUCAGCCAAUAGAGUGUCACGAUGGUCUGCAAAUAGUUGAAUGAUGGUUGGCCUUAGGUCAUCCCACACAAUACAGAAGUCUGCUGAUUUCUUAAUGAGAUGAUAGUCAGCAGAUAAAUGUCUUGGCAGGGACAUCUGUUGACUAUUGGUCAACUGGUAGCUGAUCAUGACCAUCAGCCAACCAUCAGUUGAAUGCUGGUCAACUAUCAAACAACUGCUGACUAGCAUAUUAAUCAACUAUGUUGACCUAUAUAUCCACCAGUAUGUUGAUUAAGGCCACUUGAAUUUAUCCUGAUCUCCUACCUGAACAACCUGCCUCAUUCUGUUGGUUGAAGUUGGAUGGAAGUAAA